Molecule: messenger RNA, 6125 nt
Organism: Labeo rohita (rohu)
Lineage: Eukaryota; Metazoa; Chordata; Actinopteri; Cypriniformes; Cyprinidae
Gene: pcsk1
Product: proprotein convertase subtilisin/kexin type 1
Exons: 14
Coding region: 234-2540 (768 amino acids)
Biological process (GO): protein processing
Cellular component (GO): trans-Golgi network; Golgi membrane
Molecular function (GO): serine-type endopeptidase activity
Source: RefSeq, a predicted model, not a curated record
AAACAUCCCUUCCCCUUCCACGACUCUCUCAUUGGUGGCUCUCCAUGCGCGUUCAAUUACUCGCUCACACUGCAUCAGAAUUAACAGGAGAAUACAGCGUUCACCAAGGAAGCCGAGCUGAUAUUUCCUGUGUUUACAUAUCCUGCAUUUAUUUAUUAACUUAUUUCUAUUUAACUGUUUUGUAUCCAUCGUGAUCGUCCAGAUCAUUUUUAAGUGGUUGUAAUUGAUUUGAAAUGGAAGAAAGAUGUCGUCCAAUGUUGCUGUGCAGUGUUCUUGCUCUGUUCUGUGCGCUGGUGUCCUCAGCUGUGGACAGACAGUAUCUCAACGAAUGGGCGGUGGAGAUUCCAGGAGGACGCGACAAUGCCCGAUCCAUCGCCGACGAGUUCGGCUACGAAUUAGUCCGGCAGAUUGGGGCGCUGGAAAACCAUUAUUUAUUCAAGCGGCACAGUCACCCUAGCAGGACCAAAAGAAGUGCGGAUCAUAUCACCAAACGUCUGUCAGAAGAUGACAGGGUGUCCUGGGCUGAACAGCAGUAUGAGAAACGGAGGGCCAAACGUGCUCCAUUGGGGACUGAAUGUAAGGAUUGCUCAGUGGACAAACUUUUCGACGACCCCAUGUGGAACCAACAGUGGUAUCUGCAAGACACCCGAACGUCAUCAUCCCUGCCCAAACUGGACCUGCACGUGAUCCCGGUCUGGAAGAAAGGCAUUACGGGCAAAGGAGUGGUCAUCACCGUACUGGAUGAUGGCCUCGAGUGGAACCACACCGAUAUUUACCCUAACUAUGAUCCUGCUGCUAGCUAUGAUUUUAACGACAACGAUCCCGAUCCCUUUCCCAGAUAUGACUCCACCAAUGAAAACAAGCAUGGAACCAGAUGUGCUGGAGAGAUUGCCAUGCAAGCAGACAACAAUAAAUGUGGUGUUGGAGUGGCCUACAACUCCAAAGUGGGAGGGAUACGAAUGCUGGAUGGAAUUGUGACAGAUGCCAUUGAAGCCAGUUCCAUCGGCUUUAACCCUGAUCAUGUUGACAUCUACAGUGCUAGCUGGGGCCCUAAUGAUGACGGGAAGACCGUGGAGGGGCCCGGGCGUCUGGCCCAGAAAGCUUUUGAGUAUGGUAUCCAGAAGGGUCGUGGUGGGAAGGGCUCCAUUUUCGUCUGGGCAUCUGGUAAUGGUGGUCGUCAGGGCGACAACUGUGACUGUGAUGGAUACACAGACAGUCUGUACACCAUCUCCAUCAGCAGCGCGUCCCAGCAGGGUUUGUCUCCCUGGUAUGCAGAGAAAUGCUCUUCUACACUGGCCACGGCCUACAGCAGCGGAGACUACACCGACCAGAGAAUAACUAGUGCCGAUUUGCACAAUGAAUGCACAGAAACACACACUGGCACAUCUGCAUCUGCCCCAUUGGCUGCUGGGAUAUUUGCACUGGCUUUGGAGCAAAAUCCUGAUCUGACCUGGCGAGAUCUUCAGCACUUGGUGGUUUGGACGUCUGAGUUUGAUCCCUUGGCUAAUAACCCAGGCUGGAAAAGGAAUGGAGCUGGAUUGAUGGUCAACAGUCGGUUUGGGUUUGGUCUCCUGAAUGCUAAAGCCUUAGUAGACCUGGCCGAUCCCAAAGUCUGGAAGCACGUUCCAGAGAAGAAACAGUGCAUCGUCAGAGACGAGACGUUCCAACCAAGACCAUUGAAGGCUGCAGGUGAGAUAGCCAUUGAGAUCCCCACCAAGGCUUGCGCAGGACAGGCGAACUCUAUUGCAUCUUUGGAGCAUGUCCAGGUGGAGGUCAGCAUUGAGUACACAAGGAGAGGAGACCUCCACAUCACACUGACGUCUCCAUCAGGUACCACUACAGUCCUCCUGGCGGAGAGAGAGAGGGACACGUCAUCCAAUGGUUUCCGAAACUGGGCUUUCAUGUCUGUGCACACCUGGGGAGAAAACCCCACCGGGACUUGGACACUGAAGAUUACAGAUACGUCUGGACGGAUGGAGAAUGAGGGUCAGAUUAUCAGCUGGAAGCUGAUUUUGCACGGGACGUCUGAGAAGCCAGAGCACAUGAAGAAGGCGAGGAUUUAUACACCCUACAAUGCCGUUCAAAACGAUCGCAGAGGAGUGGAACCGAUGGAAGACAUGAUCAAGCAGGAAGCUCCGACUCCAGCUCACAAACCUGAAAUUUCAAGUCCAGUGGUCCCAGACUCACUCCCAUCCACUGCUUCCAUCAGUGUCCCUGAAGAAAAUCCAAAAUCUCCAGGCUCCUCCAAUGGCAAUCUGGCCCUGCUGCGCCUCCUCCAGUCAGCCUUCAACAGGCAAACCCCGGCAGUUCCUCAGCACGCCCUAGUAGUUCCUCCAUCACCUCCCAAGACCUUUCAGCCCGAGAGGAUCCCCCCGCAGAAGCUGUAUCAGGCCCUCGACCAGCUAAACCGCUACAGGGGCUCAGAGAACGGCCUGUUCAGUGACUACAGCGACAACUUCUACAGAGCCCAACCGUACAGGCACAGAGACGACCGACUGCUGCAGGCGCUGUUUGACAUGCUCGGAGACGACCAGCAGUGAGACAAGAAGAGGGAAAGACAGGAAGAGUAGGUAAAAGAAGCUGGAUGCCCUGCUGAAAAGACCAGCUUAGGGUUCCCAUGGUGUUAAACUGGUCUUGGUGGUUAAACUACAUCUAAAACUAGCUGCUACGCUAGUCUUUUCAGCAGGGCGAAGGGGCAAGAAAGGAAGUAAGCUGGUACGUAGAAGAACUUGACACGACUAGAGUUGAUGGGAUGAAAUAAGAUGCGUUUUGUUCUCUUCCAGACAAGCUUGUUUUUAUCUGCACAUGUAGUUAUCAACUAUAAGCAUUCUACGGCCUGUGUCUGUCAGUGUGAGUGUUUGUAUAUCUGUGGUGAACAGCCAGCUGUAUUUAUCCCUCAGUUUUGAACCAGGUUGCUAAGAUUUAAAACCAAUGACAGGACCAAUUAUGGCGUCUCGUGCCCUUUGCCCUCUUGAUGAUUUUUCUCAUGUUGCCUUCACUGCCACCAACUUCUGCAUGCUAUAAAGCGUUUACAUUAGGAUGUUAUGAGAAUAUUCUAUUAUGAAGACGAUGAUUGUAAAUUGUAGCAAUUUGUGAAAGUGUCAAUCUUCGCAGAAUCAGUCCGACUUUAAAGAGACAGUUCACCUAAAAAUGAAAAAUCCCUCAUGUCUUUCUAAACCUGUAUGUGUUUCUUUUUCUGCUGAACACUAAAGAAGAUAUUUUGAAAAAUGUUGGAAACCAAACAGUUUUGGGUCCCAUUGACUUCUGUAGUCUAAAUGGCAACAUUUUUUAAAACGAAAGUCAUACAGGUUUGGAAUGAUGUUAAAGUAAGUAAAUGUAUUUUUCAUUUUUGAGUGGUCUGUCCCUUUAAGUUGAUGUGAAAUCAAAUCUGACCUGAUUUAUUUUCUCAAUUCGUGAGUGCACGUUAUUCCAAAUAAAUGUUUGUCUUAAUAUUUUAACAAAAUAUGACUUGCUCUCAGCCUUUAAAAUGACUUGCCUGUUUGACUGAUGUCAAAAAAUUCUUUUCAUUUUCAGUGGUUUGUAACACCCACUUUUCACAAUUCAAAUAGAUACUUAAAAUAGUGUGUUAUUCUAGAGCAGGGUUUCCCAACUGGGGUUUGUGGACCUCUAGAGGUCAAUGAUGGAACUACAGGGAGUCUGUGAGAUACCAAUGCCAAAUGAAAGGUGAACUAAGGUACUUUAUAUGUAGAGAAAAUUGCACUUAAAAUGAUGUAUACUCACUGUUUUAUUCUAAACUGGCUAAGAUGAUAUUGAUUACAAUUAGUGCUGUUAAAUCGAUUAAUCGUGAUUAAAUGCAUCCAGAAUAAAAGUUUGUUUACAUAUGUGCGUGUGCAUAUUUAUAUGUAUAUAUAAAUAUAUAAACAUACAUGGAUAUAUUUGAGAAAUAAAUGUAACAUAUAUUUAUAUUUAUAUAUAAUAUAAAUCAAAUAGAAAUAUGAAUACAUAUAUACAUGCAAAUAUUUCUUAAAUAUAUACAUGUACAUUUGUGUAUUUAUAUAUACAUAUAAACACAUAUAAGCACAUGCACAUAUAUUAUGUAAACACAGACUUUUAUUUUGGAUGCGAUUAAUCGCGAUUAAUCGAUUUGACAGCACUAAUUGCAAUAGUUAAUAUAUGUAUUUGAUAGUUAAGGUAAUAAUUAUGUAUUGUAGAUUAACAGUGUUUGUCUAAAAUUCUGUAAGAAGAAAUUACAGCUUCAUCUUAAUUUGCUACAAGGUUAAUAUUAACUAAAACUAAACCACUGAAAGACAUUAUUCGUUAUUUCAACCAAAGACCUUUUUAUUACUUAAAAUAAGAAAUUUUAACUGUAAUUAAAUAGAUGAAAACAAAGAUAUUUUUCUUUGAUUUCAGCUGGCAACAUUUCUCAUUUUCAUUUAGUUUAAAUUGAAGCACUGAAAUAACUAAAACAAACUAAACUAAAACUAAUAAAUAAAAAUGAAAAAAAAAAAACAUGAAUAAAAAUGACAAACACAACAAAAUAACUAAGACUUUCAAAAUAAUGUAAAAACUUUAAAGUAUAUAUAUAAAAAUGAAUAUAACAAUCAGUGAUACUAAAAUAACACUGUUUUGCUCACAAUUAGUGCUGUCAAAUCGAUUAAUCAUGAUUAAUCGCAUACAAACUGAAAGUUUGUGUUUACAUAAUAUAUGUGCAUAUGUUUAUUUGUUUGUAUUCAUAUAUGAAUACACAAACAUACAUGUGUACUUUUAUUUAGGAUGUGAUUAAUUGCGAUUAAUCGAUUUAACAGCACUACUAACAAUAUAUUUUUAUUUUAUUAAAUUCAAUCAUUUUUAAUUUAUUUUUUGUUUAUUCCAAACAUAGUCCAAAAAAUUUUAAAAAUGAGGAAAAUGAUCAGUUAUAAAUAGAAAAAUUUGUCAUUUAAUUAGUGUUGUCAAAUGAUUAAUCACGAUUAAUCGCAUCUGUGUAUAUACUGUGUAUAUUUAUUAUUAAUAUAUAAUAUAUUUAUUAUUAAUAUAUAAUAUAUAUAAUAUAUAAUUUUGAAAAUAUUUACAUGUAUUUACAUGUAUAUAUUUAUAUUCAUAUAAUUGAUAUUAUAUACAUAUAAAUAUUUUUAAUAUAUAAACAACAUUUUUCUUAAAUAUAUGUACAUUCACGUAUGUGUAUUUAUAUAUACAUAAAUACGCACAGUACACACACAUAUUAUGUAAACAAAAACUUUUAUUUUGGAUGCGAUUAAUCGCAGCACUACACUAAAUGUAUAUCUAGUAUUAUUAGUAAAUAUUUGAAGAAGUUAAACAUUACUUAACAUCUCAGGUAAUUCCAGUAAACAAUUUAGGUUAUUUUAGGUGGUUUAGCUGACAAAAAAGCCCUGGGAAACCCUGUGUAUAGACUUAAAGGACAUCGGUAACACCUGGUUCCACUACUGAGUGCUUAUAUUUCACCGUAACGCUCAGGAUGACAGUGUUUAGAAAACUAUCGUUCAGUAAACUGUAGAAUACCGAGGACAUAUACCUGUGGGACACCUUGAAGCCUACAUCUCUCUGCCCUUUUUUUGCACAACUUUUACCAUGUACCUCUCCCCUGCUCUCUCUAGAAACACGUGCUUUGAAAAUAAUAAUCUCUAAAUAGCUCAUAAUAUAGAAAUAAUUAUGAUUUUAGCACUCAUAAAAAAGAGAAUUGUACAUCCCAGGAAACUAUGUAUCAACUGAUUUUAUAUUCAAAAUUCAUAAAACAAAGAUAAAGUUUUAUUUUUCUAAGAGUUCAUAGUUUAUGAGAGUUAAGAGAAGUAAUAUCUAUAUAGAACCCUAAUAUAUUAUAUCGCCAUUUACCUCAUAAGCCUAAAUCGCAAUUCUGUCUCUUAUGUGAUGUUGUACUUUUAACCUGAUUUCCAAUAAACUCUAUCCAGCUGUUGUGAUGAUGCUCUGAAAGGGAUUGUCUGUGAUUUGCAUUUGUAAAACAGGCUUGAAUGUUCCUGCUCUGUUCUAUUUACAGGUUAUCCGAUGUUAAAUUAACUAAGUUUGAGUGCAAAACGUAAAUUAGAAACCACAUUUAUGUUUGUAUUUUUUAAACAUAUAAUCUGAAAUUACUGGAAAUACCAGUUUGUAAAAAGAAAUGACUUAAUAAAUGUUUGUCAUGGUUCAGCACA